Molecule: messenger RNA, 1216 nt
Organism: Helianthus annuus (common sunflower)
Lineage: Eukaryota; Viridiplantae; Streptophyta; Magnoliopsida; Asterales; Asteraceae
Product: pollen-specific protein SF3-like
Exons: 7
Coding region: 72-1136 (354 amino acids)
Cellular component (GO): BAT3 complex
Molecular function (GO): misfolded protein binding; polyubiquitin modification-dependent protein binding
Source: RefSeq, a predicted model, not a curated record
UAAUUUCUAUUUUUAGAAUCUGGUUAUUUCGGAUUUAGAAACGAAAAACAGAAAGAACAAAAAGGUGGGAAAUGUCUGCAGAAAAAUGCAUGGUUUGUGAUGAAACAGUUGAUGAUGAAGAUGAAAUAUCAUAUGCUGCUGCGGAUGGAGUUUGGUUUCAUAAUCAAUGUUUUAUAUGCAGCCAAUGUGGUGAACAGCUUUCGGAAGACAAUUACUCCUUAUCAGAUGGAGUUUUGUAUUGCAAACCUCAUUUUGAUGAAAAAGUUAGGAACAAUAGAAGGCUUCCAAGAGGAGUAUCUUUGCCUAAACCAAGUGAAUUGAAGACGUCUAGCAGACUUUCUUCCAUCUUCUUCAAGGCACAAUCAAAACGAGUAGCUUCUAAACUACCACCAUCAGAAAAGAGAAAACUACCUUUGUCAAUAUCAGACGCAAAUGUUUAUGGCGCUUAUGCUUCCGAUCAUCUUACAACCACCAAUCAGCCCCAUCUUUCUGUCGGUUUCGGUGGCCAAUUGGAUCAAAUUACAACAAUGAAUCUCUUCAUGCAGAAUCCGGCUUUACAUGGGUUAUUAGCCAGAGUUUCAAAUCAAACGGAGAUCAAUUCACAAGAUUUCUUGAAGAAUACGUUGGAGCAAUUAACUCAAAACCCUGAGAUGAUGAAUGCACUCAGUCAACUUGGUCAACAGAUGGGUGAUAAUCAAGAUCUUGGUAGCAUGUUUUCAACUAUGAGUUGCUCCAAUGGCGAUGGAGACCUUGAUAUGUCAUUAAUGUUUCAACAGAUUAUGCCUUUAUUUUCACAAGCUACAAGUUCAAGAUUACUUGAAAACAAUAGGCCAAUGAAACAUGAGCGUCAUCGCCGUUGUUAUAGUGAUACUGCAAGCAUCAAUUGUAUAUCAAUCGAUUGUCAGAUGAACAUUAAAGAAGCAGCUCAGAAAAUCCAUGACGAGUAUCCGGCUCUAGACAUCUUCUCGUCUAUGGUUGAAUCUGUUGCUCUUUUAGAUGAUAAUGUUUAUGAUGUAUACGGUCUUGCUGACUUAUGUUCAGAUGAGGAACUUGCUGAGGAAUUUAUGGUCAUGUUAAAGCGGGAUGUUUGUCGACGACUAGGAAAGAGAUAUGAUAGUUGUACUUCGGUUUCUUGACAUUUGUUUCCUUGUUUUAUACUGAAAAAUUUUGUAGAACUUGGUUUGAGAUUUGUAUAUUUGCACUUGUUGAUAUUUAA